Zymoseptoria tritici IPO323 is the source of this 966-nucleotide messenger RNA. RefSeq lists its product as uncharacterized. The transcript has a single exon. NCBI's taxonomy places the organism in Eukaryota, Fungi, Ascomycota, Dothideomycetes, Mycosphaerellales, Mycosphaerellaceae. Gene Ontology annotation, biological process: carbohydrate metabolic process. The annotation marks the transcript as partial. Gene Ontology annotation, molecular function: hydrolase activity, hydrolyzing O-glycosyl compounds. The record is from RefSeq and is a predicted model, not a curated record.
CUGCUGGCUGCAGUCACACUCGCGAGUGCGCUUCAGGAUUGCUCGUGUGGUUACAUGGUCAACACCACCGAUCAAGAGUACUAUGCCGUCUUCACCGAGAUCUUCGAGACGGAUUUUCUGCACGUUGGCAACUUGAAGAAAGAUACUGGCAAUUCCUGGCUCCCGCAAUCGUACGAUCACUCACCAGAGGCGUCACAUGGUCCUUGCGGUAAACUCGCUGGCGUCGAGAACGUCAAGACCAACCCUAUCCACAAUGCAUGGGACUGGACCGGGCCCGGCAUUCACGGACAAGAUCCAGGUCUUCAACUCUGGACGGAACAUGGAUUUACCGACGUUUCCAGCUACUGCAUGAUCCCAAUCGCAGAAGUCGUGUCCACCCGCGACGACAUGCUCUAUGGCUCUUUCAGAAUCGGACUGAAGACCAGCGCUGUCAACGGCACAUGCGGUGGAUUCUACUUCUAUCUCAACAAGCCGGCAGAAAUCGAGAUGGAGCUCCUGUCCAAAUCCAAUCAGAAGUCCGCCGGCUUCGUUCAGCUCGUCGUCCCAUCCGAGGAGGACAUGCAACGAGGCCACAUGAAACACGAUUCCCCAGACGUGGACGCUCACUCGCUGAUCUUCUCGCCGACCACCGACUACAACGAGUUCCGAUUCGACUGGCUGCCGGAUCGCAUCGACUUCUACGCCAACGGUGAACGACUGAGUACCGUCACAGACAACGUCCCUAAUUCACCAGGCAGUCUACGCAUCUCCCACUGGUCGAACGGCGACGAUGACUGGAGCGGCGGACCACCCAAGGAAGACGCUGUGAUGACUGUCAGCUAUGUGAAGGCGUACUUCAACUCCUCCGAACCCGACAAUACCCAGGCAUCUCUCAUGAACUGCCGAGAUUCUCUUGGUGGCGAACAUGCAUGUCGGAUUCCGGACCAAAUGAAGCCGCCAGGUCUUCUGGGGCCCGAUGGAAAUCAA